Messenger RNA from Dentiscutata erythropus, 120 nucleotides. The record is from the annotation of a GenBank genome assembly. NCBI's taxonomy places the organism in Eukaryota, Fungi, Glomeromycota, Glomeromycetes, Diversisporales, Gigasporaceae.
AUGGAAUUUAAAAGUUCUUGUGGCUCUGCAAACUUAAAAAAAGUUAAAGAAGUCAAGGGAUUAUUUUUUAUUAUUUCAUUUAUAACUUUAGAGCUAAGAUCAUUAUUAUGGAGUUCUAAA